Messenger RNA from Xyrauchen texanus (razorback sucker), 4922 nucleotides. RefSeq names its product guanylyl cyclase 2 (gene gc2). The transcript is spliced from 20 exons. NCBI's taxonomy places the organism in Eukaryota, Metazoa, Chordata, Actinopteri, Cypriniformes, Catostomidae. The record is from RefSeq and is a predicted model, not a curated record. Gene Ontology annotation, biological process: intracellular signal transduction; protein phosphorylation; receptor guanylyl cyclase signaling pathway. Gene Ontology annotation, molecular function: peptide receptor activity; guanylate cyclase activity; ATP binding. Bases 187 to 3636 code for a protein of 1149 amino acids.
UAUAAGGGUGUAUAAGAAACAAACGCCUCUGGAUUGGCCGUGAUUGUACUAGCUGCUCAUAUUUUGAUUUAUUUCUUAAUAUUUUUGCACGUUACAAGAAAUAAUUGCUCUUGGACACUGAUUUUUGCACAAGGGUACAGUGUUUACAUGGAGAGGACACAUGGGCCACUGUUCUUACUGUCAUAGAUGAAGACAACAAGUUAUGACAAUAAGCAACCAGAGAGUACUUUGACAAUUAGAGUCGGAGGAACAGCUCCUGUGUGUGCCAGUGUGUGGCUGAGCUGUUACCUUGCAAUGCAACGUCGAUCCAGUGCCUUUCACAACUUACUUCCAACAUGGGCCACCAGAGGACUCCAGACCCUUGAUCAAAGAGCUAAUAUCUCAAUUCAUCACAAGAAUACCUAUUUGUGUCUCUGGCCACUGUGGUCCACUGUAAGCCUUCUGUGCCUCUGCCUGCCACCUGCCUCCACUGCUGCCACCUUAAGGGUUGGGGUCGUGGGGCCUUGGUCAUGUGACCCUCUUUUUACUAAAGCUGAGCCCAGCAUGGCUGCACGAUUAGCUGUGGAGCGCAUCAACAAGGAUCCCUCCCUCUCACAGGGCAUCACAUUUGAUUAUGUCAUUCUUGAGGAAGACUGUGAUACAUCACAGUCUUUGGCCCGUUUUCUUGGUUACUAUACAAGGGCGUCUGGGUUUAUUGGCCCAAUUAACCCAGGCUACUGUGAAGCUGCCUCUCUGCUUGGAAAGAGUUGGAAUAAAGCAGUGUUUUCCUGGUCCUGUAUUGGUUAUGAGCUGGAUGACUCUCGUAGUCAUCCUACUUUUGCCCGCACCAUGCCCCUCCCUACCCUUGUGCUGCUGAGCUUCAUGCGACACUUUCACUGGGCACAUGUGGGCAUCAUUUCAUCAGCUGAGGAUGUCUGGAUGGAGACAGGCAUCAAACUGGCCAAUGCCCUGCAGAGUCAUGGAAUGCCAGUUGGCAUAGUGACAUCCAUUGGUAAUGACCACACCAGUGUGCGGAAGACCCUGGCAAAAGUCAAGAAGGUGGAGGGUCUCCGCUUGGUCAUUCUCUGCAUGCAUUCAGUGCUGAUUGGUGGAGGAGCACAGAAGUUGCUAUUAGAAACAGCUCAUGAUAUGCGGAUGACAGACGGCUCGUUGGUUUUUGUACCAUAUGAUACCCUCUUUUACAGUCUUCCCUACCAUCGCAUGGUCCAACCAGCCCUACGCCACAACAGCAAGCUGUUACGAGCCUAUGAUGCUAUGCUAACUAUUACUAUUGAGUCUCAGGAGGAACAUUCAUUCUACCAAGCAUUUGAAAAGGCCCAGGAGCAAGGGGAGCUGCCCAUGCAACUUAAACCACAGCAGGUGUCCCCAUUGUUUGGCACCAUCUACUCUUCCAUCAUGUUCAUGGCCCAUGCUGUGCAAAGAGUCAGGGAUUCAGGUCAGUGGAUGUCUGGGGGCAAUAUUGCCCAGAAUGCCCGAAACCUGGUAUUCAAAGGCUUCAGCCAUUCCAUACAAGCAAAUUCUUCUGGCUUUGGCAUUCUGGACUAUGUGGUGCUGGACACUGAUGGCUUUUCUUGGGAGUUGCAACCUACAUACCGUAUAGACAUGCAGACAGAUAUGGUGCGCUUUCUGGGUCGGCCGAUUCAUUUCCCUAAAGGAGGACCGCCAAAAACCGAUUCCAGCUGUUGGUUUACACAUGGGAUUAUGUGCAGUGGAGGUGUGAAUCUAUUCCGCUUGGUUUUAAUCUCCCUCUCUGGUUUUUUGUUCAUCUUCUUCUUGAUUGGCUGUUCUUACUUUAUCAGGCGUAGAAUUAAUCAAAUCCGAUUGGUGCGGGGUCCUAACAAGAUUCUACUGACUUUAAAUGAUAUCACAUUCAUCAACCCAUCUCUAAGCAAUAAGAAGCUGAGCUUGGAUGACAGCAAAGCCAGUGAGAUAAGACUGAGCAUUUCAGAGCAAAGCCACAAGUCUCCAUUGUCCAGUCAAUCGCCAGCCACCUACGAGAAUUCAAAUAUUGCCAUUUAUGAGGGUGAUUGGGCAUGGCUGAAAAGACUUCCGUAUGGAAACUUCCGAAGCAUUACCCCUAAAACCAGUGAUGUAUUUGAGCUGAUGAAAGAUAUGAGGCACGAGAAUGUUAACCUCUUCCUCGGUUUCUUCCACGACUGCGGAGUCUUUGCCAUAGUAACAGAGUACUGCUCUCGCGGCAGCUUGGAAGAUCUGUUGUUUAAAGAAGAUGUCAAACUGGACUGGAUGUUUAAGUCCUCUCUCAUUCUGGACCUCAUUAAGGGUAUGAAAUAUCUUCACCAUAGGAACAUCAGUCACGGAAGGCUUAAAUCCAGGAACUGUGUGGUUGAUGGGCGUUUCGUGCUUAAAAUCACAGACUAUGGCUACAAUGAGGUGUUGGAAGCUCAGAAAUUCCCUUAUAUUGAACCGCCAGCUGAUGACCUUUUGUGGACUGCCCCUGAGAUACUGCGAGGGUCCCACCCUGGUUUGUACGGCAGUCACCCUGGUGAUGUGUACAGUUUCUCUAUCAUCAUGCAAGAGGUGGUAAUGCGAGGGCCUCCAUACUGCAUGCUGGAGCAGUCUGUUGAGGAAAUUAUCCAGAGGGUCCAGAAGCCUCCUCCAGUGUGCCGGCCCAUUGUAUCCCCGGAUCAUGCUCCAAUGGAGUGUAUUCAGCUUAUGAAGCAGUGCUGGAACGAGCAGCCGGAGAGAAGACCCACAUUUGAUGAAAUCUUUAACCAGUUCAAAAACGUUAAUAAAGGGAAGAAGACCAACAUCAUAGAUUCAAUGUUGCGAAUGUUGGAACAGUACUCCUCCAAUCUGGAGGAGCUGAUCAGGGAAAGGACAGAGGAGCUGGAAAUAGAGAAACAAAAGACUGAGAAACUCCUCACACAGAUGUUGCCUCCGUCAGUGGCAGAGGCUUUGAAGCUUGGCACUACAGUCGAACCAGAGUAUUUUGACAGUGUCAGUCUCUACUUCAGUGAUAUUGUAGGAUUCACCACAAUCUCAGCCAAUAGCGAGCCCAUUGAGGUGGUAGACCUUCUCAAUGACCUUUAUACUCUGUUUGAUGCUGUCAUCGGCAGUCAUGAUGUCUAUAAGGUGGAAACUAUAGGUGAUGCUUAUAUGGUGGCAUCAGGUGUGCCCAUGCCCAAUGGGAACCGACAUGCAGCAGAGAUUGCAAACAUGGCCCUGGACAUCCUAAGUGCUGUAGGCACCUUUAAAAUGAGACAUAUGCCUGAUGUACCUGUCCGCAUCCGAAUAGGACUUCAUUCAGGACCUUGUGUAGCUGGUGUAGUGGGUUUGACCAUGCCGCGGUACUGUCUGUUCGGGGACACUGUUACUACUGCUUCUAGAAUGGAGUCCACAGGAAUGCCGUAUAGAAUCCAUGUCCAUUCCAGUACAGUGAAGAUCCUGUUGGAGAUGAAAUUGGGUUACAAAGUAGAGUUGAGAGCUAGGACAGAACUCAAGGGCAAAGGGAUAGAAGAAACCUACUGGCUGACUGGGAGGGAAAACUUCACCAAACCACUCCCCGUGCCACCUGUACUGAAGUCAGGGCAAAAGGCUCAUGGCUUGCAGAUGGAGGAAAUAGCCGCAUACAAGAAGCGGAAAGCAGAAGCACAGCUUGCAAAGAAGAAAAACUGAGACAAGAUUCUAAAGAUUUUAAAUUGAUGCUUCAGAAGGCCGUGAAGAAGAUCUCCACUGUGCGUCACGUGGCUCAUCUCACCCUUUCUGAUGAGGGCAAUGUCAUGAUCCACCAUCACUGAUGACCUUUCACCUCUUUUGACCCCACACCUUCAGGCAGAAUGAAAUGGAAUGCAGAGAAAUGGAGGACAAACUUUGAAAGCACCAUGUCCUCAUUCUUGCUUCUCAGCAUUUAAUGAGUCAAGCUUGAGUGAACUGUUACAGUAACUGCACAGGGACGUCUCUUUUGUUUCUUAUGGCAGAAAUUCAGAUCAUUUGAUGAGGCAUUCCUUAUGAAGAAGCUUUCAAUGUUUAGUACAAACUCCCAUGGAUGUCAUCACCAGUGCAUAUACAGUACUUUUAGCCUUUUUAAUGUAUUUUUAUUCAUUUAUUUAUAGCUUUGUCACAUAGAAGACGAUCAUAGAAAAUGAUCAUAAUCCAUGAUAGGAUACAAAUAUCAAAAUAUGUAUUACAAUGCAAGAAUCCCUAUUUUAUUGUGAUGGUAGCAGAUUGAGAUAGUUUUUAAUAUGAGGAAAGUAGACUGAUGGUGCAUCAAAUAAUUUAGUCUAAUAAAUGUAAUGAACUUUUUUGGUCUCAGAAUAUUUCUCUUUAUCAGUUUACAAAAACUCAUGUCAAGAAUAAAAUACUGAAAUCAAUUCUUACAAUAAUUCAAAUACAAAAUAUAAAUGGUUUAAACAGACAGAUAUUAUAUUUUAAAUAUAUAUAUAUAUAUAAUAAAAAAUAUAAGAGUACUGAGCUAAUGAAAAUAGCAUUGGAGCAGAAUGUGCCAAACUAUACUUUAUAGCGUCUUGAAAUGACUUCAGUCACUGAAAUGCUGUAUAACAGUGCCCUCUUGUUAUUGUAUCAGUAAUCGCAGCAGAUGGCGACCUAUAUUGUCAUACCCUAUGUGGAUUAUCCAGUAAUGAUUCUACAUAAGAAGACUGCAGAGCCGCGAGGUCACCCCUAACCAGAUUACCAUAGAAACCUGUUCAUAAACUCACAGCAAGUUUACUCUCCAAUGCAUUAGUCAAUUAUAAUAGUUAUGAGUUCUAUAUCUUCACCUUCUCAUUGCAAUUUCCAUGUUCCUUGGAGCUUUAUGGUCAUUUCUGUCAUUACUCAGCAUUUAUUAAGAAAUACAGAAUAUUAACUAAUUUCUAUUUUAUUAUUCACUGUCAGUGUUGGGUGUAAUUGGAUUACAAAGUAAUUAGUUACUGUAAUAUAAUUACUUUUGACGCACAAAAAGUAGU